AUGGCGGGCGGGCGGAGGCAGAGGCGCGGGCCGGCCGGCGGGCGAGCGCUGCUGCUGCCCGCUGUGCUGCUGUGCCUGUGCUGCCGGGCGGCGCCGGAGCGGCUCCGCUACGCCAUCCCCGAGGAGCUGCCCACAGGCUCGCUCGUGGGGCCGCUGGCACGGGAUCUGGGGCUCAGCCCGGACGAGCUGUCGGCGCGCAAGCUGCGGCUCAGCGAGGAGAAGCAAUACUUCACGGUGAGCGAGGAGAACGGGAACCUGUACGUGAGCGAGAGGCUGGACCGGGAGGAGCUGUGCGGCGAGUCGGCGUCCUGCUCUGUCAGCUUCGAGGCGCUGGUGCACAACCCGCUCAAUGUUUUCCACAUCGAGGUGGCCAUUGAGGACGUGAACGACAAUGCUCCGCGUUUUGUGCGAGACAAAUUUCAGCUGGAGAUUAACGAGUUUACUUCUCCCGGCGCCCGAUUUGCCGUGGGCGUGGCCGAGGACGCAGACGUGGGCAGCAACUCCCUGCAGGCCUACGAGCUGGAAGCCAAUAAGUACUUCGCAGUGGAGGUGAAAGAGAGCCAGGACGGUAAAAAGUUCGCAGAGCUGGUUCUGCACCAUGUGCUGGACCGGGAGAGCGAGCAGACCCUGCGGCUGGUGCUGACUGCUCUGGAUGGCGGAGACCCGCCGCGGAGCAGCACUGCCCAGCUCUGGAUCAAUGUCACCGACGCGAACGACAACCCACCCGUGUUCACGCAGGACCAGUACCGCGCCAGCCUGCGGGAGGACACAUCUCCGGGCUCGACGGUGCUGAAGGUCUCCGCCUCAGAUAUUGACGCCGGCACCAACGCCCACAUCACCUACGGCUUCGGUGAAACGCCAGCCAAGGUACUUCAGAAGUUCGUGAUGGAUGCUGAAACCGGGACGAUCACGAUGCAGGAGGCUCUGGAUUUCGAAGAUACGCGAGGCUACACUCUGUUGGUAGAAGCAAAGGACGGUGGGGGUUUGGUGGCACACUGCAAGGUGGAGUUGGAAGUUCUGGACGUGAACGACAACGCGCCCGAGAUCACGAUUCUGUCACUGUCGAGCCCGGUGCCCGAGGACGCGCCAGCCGGCACCGUGGUGGCCCUGCUGAAAAUUCAGGAUCGGGACUCGGGCGAGAACGGUGAGGUGUCUUGCGAGCUGUCGGGAGAGGCGCCGCUGUCGAUCGUGGCGUCGUCGGGCGGCUCGUACAAGGUGGUGACGGCGAGCGCGCUGGACCGCGAGCAGGCGUCCGAGCACCGCGUGACGGUGGUGGCCCGGGACCGGGGCAGGCCGGCGCUGUGGAGCGAGGCGGAGCUGGUGCUGGAGGUGUCGGACCCGGCGCUGUCGGCCACGGCCACGCUGCACGUGGUGCUGGCCGACAGCUUGCAGGAGGCGCUGCCGGAGCUGAGCGAGCGGCCGGCGGGCGCCGAGGCGCCGGCCGAGCUGCAGUUCUACCUGGUGCUGGCGCUGGCGCUGCUGUCGGCGCUCUUCGUGCUCAGCGUGGCGCUGGCCGUGCUGGGGCGGCUGCGCCGGGCCGGGCCGCCCGCCGUGCUGCGCUGCCUGGGCGCGCAGCGCUUCUCGCUGGCCGGCGCCGCCUUCCCGCCCGACUUCUGCGAGGGCACCUUGCCCUACUCCUACAACCUGUGCGUGGCCGCGCCGGCCCGCGCCGCCGCCGAGGCCGCUUGGCCGCCGCCGCCGCUGCCCAUCCUGCCCGCCGAGGAGCUUCUGUCCGGGGAGCCCUGCGACAAGCCGAGCCCGAGCAGCAGCGCCGUCGCGGGAGAGCCGCCCACAGACCCUGACGCACCGCAGUGCCGGGAGGAGGCUGCGGGCGCCGCUGUUGACCGAGAGGAGCGAGAGGAAGUGACGAUCCGUGCUGCAGCGAGGCGGAGAGUCCGGCGGCACCAGCCGGGAGCGGCGAACAGCAAAGCUUAUCGGCUGGCGGCAGCUGGGAUCUGCCGGCAGUGUUGCGGUGCCGGCGGUGCGGCGGCGGUGAUGUGCUCGGCGGGGAGGCGCUGGGGCCGGCGGCAGCGAGUCCUGCUCUGGGGCGUCCUGCUGGCGGCCUGGGAGGCGGCGUGGGGGCAGCUGCGCUACUCGGUGCCCGAGGAGAUGCCCAAGGGUUCGUUCGUGGGCGACGUGGCCAAGGACCUGGGGCUGCAGCUGCCGGAGCCCCCAGACCGUGGUGUCCGAGUUGUCUCUGAAGGUAGAACGCAGUAUUUUGCUCUGCACGGGAAGACGGGACAUUUAAUGACGGCCGAGAGGAUCGACAGAGAGCAGCUGUGCGAGAGUGUGGAGCAAUGCGUGCUGCGCUGUGAGCUGAUAGUGGAGGGACAGAUGCAGGUUUAUGAAAUAGAAGUAGAAAUCAUGGACAUUAAUGACAACGCCCCGAGCUUCAAGGAUAUUGAGAUAGUAAAGAGAACUAGCGAGACAACAGCCCCGGGGUCGCGAUUUUCCCUGGCUGAGGCUCAUGACCCGGAUUCGGGACGGAAUUCCUUACAGAGCUACGAUCUGAGCGGCGACGAGCACUUCUCGCUGGCCGUGCAGACGGGCCCCGGCGGGGAUCAGCGUCCCGAGCUGGUGCUGGCGAAGGCGCUGGACCGGGAGGAGGCGGCGUUCCACGAGCUGGUGCUGAGGGCGAUGGACGGCGGCGAUCCGGCCCGGACGGGCACGGCGCGGAUCCGCGUGACGGUGGUGGACGCAAACGACAACGCGCCCGUGUUCAGCCAGGCGGAGUACACGGUGCGUGUGCCGGAGGAUGUGCCCGUGGGCUCCACCCUCGUCACUGUCACGGCCACCGACCCCGACGAGGGUAUAAACGGGCACGUGGAAUACUCGUUGAAGAAAAUAACAGAAAAAGGAACAAAGAUAUUACAGCUCGACUCUGAGACGGGAGCGAUCACGUUAGUGCAGAGCCUUGAUUAUGAAGAAGGCGAUUCCUACGAACUGGAGGUGCAGGCACAGGACGGAGGAGGGCUUUCAGACACGGUGAAAGUUACGAUUGCCGUGACAGACAUAAACGAUAAUUUUCCCGAGAUUUCUGUGAGGUCUGCACUAAAUGAGAUUUCGGAGGACGCCCCUACAGGGACGGUGGUGGCCCUGCUGCACGUGCGGGACCGAGACUCCAGGGCCAACGGCGAGGUGCGCUGCUCCCUUGACGGGGAUGUCCCCUUCCGCCUGGAGCGCUCGCAGGGCAGCUACUACCGCGUGGUGACAGCGAGAGAGCUGGACCGGGAGCAGCAGUCGGAGUACAACGUGACGGUGCGGGCGUCCGACGGCGGGUGGCCGGCGCUGCAGAGCAGCAGGGUGCUGGCGCUGCGGGUGCUGGACGUGAACGACAACGCGCCGGUGUUCUCGCAGGAGCGCUACAGUUUUCAAAAAUCCAGCCCAAAGGCGGCUGCAGUGCUGCGGCGGCGCCUCCGGGUGUCGCUGUUGGCCGCCGCCGAGCGGCGCUGGAGCCGCAGCCGCCGCCGCCGCAGCGAGCCGUCCGAGCGCCGAGAGCCGGCGCUGGCGACAAUGGCGGGCGGGCGGAGGCAGAGGCGCGGGCCGGCCGGCGGGCGAGCGCUGCUGCUGCCCGCUGUGCUGCUGUGCCUGUGCUGCCGGGCGGCGCCGGAGCGGCUCCGCUACGCCAUCGCCGAGGAGCUGCCCACAGGCUCGCUCGUGGGGACGCUGGCACGGGACCUGGGGCUCAGCCCGGACGAGCUGCCGGCGCGCAAGCUGCAGGUGGCGUCUGCCGGCAAAAGGCAGCUGAAAUACUUCACCGUGAACGAGGAGAACGGGAACCUGUACGUGAGCGAGAGGCUGGACCGGGAGGAGCUGUGCGGCAAAUCGGCGUCCUGCUCCAUCAGCUUCGAGGCGCUGGUGCACAACCCGCUCAACUUUUUCCAUGUUGAUGUGACAAUCGAGGAUGUGAACGACAACUCCCCGUCUUUCAGCAAGGCUGCUUUGGAACUCGAGAUCGGCGAAUUAAUUCCACCCGGUGCCCGUUUUCCUCUGGAGAUGGCACAAGAUACAGAUGCAGGAAGGAACUCGUUGUUGAGUUACGAGCUCACCAGCAACCCAUCCUUCUCUCUUGCUCUGAAGGAGAGGCCGGGUGGAAAGAAGCAGCCGGAAUUAGUGCUGGAGAGAGCAUUGGAUCGGGAGAAGCAGAGUUCUUUUGAGCUGGUGCUGACGGCAGUGGAUGGAGGGGACCCUGCGAGGUCCGGGACUGUUCAGGUUCGCAUCAACGUGACGGAUGCCAAUGACAACCCACCCGUGUUCAGCAAAAUACUGUACGAGGCACGAGUGGCGGAGAAUCUGCCAGCGGGGUCGCUGGUCCUGCAGGUGCGGGCCACAGAUGCGGACGCGGGAUCCAAUGGGCGGGUCUUCUUCUCCUUCGGUAACGUGCCGGGCGAGAUCCGCGAGUUGUUCACGGUCGACAGCGAGAGCGGCGAGAUCAGGACUGCGGGUCCCCUCGAUUUCGAGAAGAAGAGUAAAUACAGCUUUGAACUGGAGGCGACGGACGGAGGCGGGCUCACUGAUCACUGUGAAGCGCAGAUAGAUAUCACAGACGAGAACGACAACGCACCCGAGAUCACGAUUCUGUCGUUAUCGAGCCCGGUGCCCGAGGACGCGCCGGUCGGCACCGUGGUGGCCCUGCUGAACGUGAACGACCCCGACUCCGGCGAGAAUGGUGAGGUGUCGUGCGAGCUGUCGGGAGAGGCACCGCUGUCGAUCGUGGCGUCGUCGGGCGGCUCGUACAAGGUGGUGACGGCGAGCGCGCUGGACCGCGAGCAGGCGUCCGAGCACCGCGUGACGGUGGUGGCCCGGGACCGGGGCAGGCCGGCGCUGUGGAGCGAGGCGGAGCUGGUGCUGGAGCGCUUCUCGCUGGCCGGCGCCGCCUUCCCGCCCGACUUCUGCGAGGGCACCUUGCCCUACUCCUACAACCUGUGCGUGGCCGCGCCGGCCCGCGCCGCCACCGAGGCCGCUUGGCCGCCGCCGCCGCUGCCCAUCCUGCCCGCCGAGGAGCUUCUGGCCGGGGAGCCCUGCGACAAGCCGAUCCUGAGCAGCAGCGCCGUCGCGGGAGAGCCGCCCGCCGACCCCGCACCGCAGUGCCGGGAGGAGGCUGCGGGCGCCGCUGUUGACCGAGAGGAGCGAGAGGAAGGUCGGAGCGCUGCAGCCCCGCCCGCUGCGGACCGGCUCGAUCGCUGCCUGACAGGAUCGGCUGCUGGACGAUCUGUGCUCUUUCCCGCCGUGACGAUCCGUGCUGCAGCGAGGCGGAGAGUCCGGCGACACCAGCCGGGAGCGGCGAACAGCAAAGCUUAUCGGCUGGCGGCAGCUGGGAUCUGCCGGUAGUGUUGCGGUGCCGGCGGUUCAGCGGCGGCGAUGUGCCCGGCGGGGAGGCGCUGGGGCCGGCGGCAGCGAGUCCUGCUCUGGGGCGUCCUGCUGGCGGCCUGGGAGGCGGCGUGGGGGCAGCUACGCUACUCGGUGCCCGAGGAGAUGCCCAAGGGUUCGUUCGUGGGCGACGUGGCCAAGGACCUGGGGCUGCAGCUGCCGGAGCCCCCAGACCGUGGUGUCCGAGUUGUCUCUGUCGGUAGGACGCAGUAUUUUACUCUGCACGGGAAGACGGGACAUUUAAUGACGGCCGAGAGGAUCGACAGAGAGCAGCUGUGCGAGAGUGUGGAGCAAUGCGUGCUGCGCUGUGAGCUGAUAGUGGAGGGACAGAUGCAGGUUUAUGAAAUAGAAGUAGAAAUCAUGGACAUUAAUGACAACGCCCCGAGCUUCAAGGAUAUUGAGAUAGUAGAGAGAAUGAGCGAGACAACAGCCCCGGGGUCGCGAUUUUCCCUGGCUGAGGCUCACGACCCCGACUCGGGACGGAAUUCCUUACAGAGCUACGAGCUGAGCGGUGACGAGCACUUCUCGCUGGCCGUGCAGACGGGUCCUGACGGGGAUCAGCGUCCCGAGCUGGUGCUGGCGAAGGCGCUGGACCGGGAGGAGGCGGCGUUCCACGAGCUGGUGCUGAGGGCGAUGGACGGCGGCGAUCCGGCCCGGACGGGCACGGCGCGGAUCCGCGUGACGGUGCUGGACGCGAACGACAACGCGCCCGUGUUCAGCCAGGUGGAGUACACGGUGCGUGUGGCGGAGGAUGUGCCCGUGGGCUCCACCCUCGUCACUGUCACGGCCUCCGACCCCGACGAGGGUAUAAACGGGCACGUGGAAUACUCGUUGAAGAAAAUAACAGAAAAAGGAACAAAGAUAUUACAGCUCGACUCUGAGACGGGAGCGAUCUCGUUAGUGCAGAGCCUUGAUUAUGAAGAAGGCGAUUCCUACGAACUGGAGGUGCAGGCACGGGAUGGAGGAGGACUUUCAGACACGGUGAAAGUUACGAUUGCCGUGACAGACAUAAACGAUAAUUUUCCCGAGAUUUCGGUGAGGUCUGCACUAAAUGAGAUUUCGGAGGACGCCCUUACAGGGACGGUGGUGGCCCUGCUACAGGUGCGGGAUCUUGACUCCAGGGCCAACGGCGAGGUGCGCUGCUCCCUUGACGGGGAUGUCCCCUUCCGCCUGGAGCGCUCGCAGGGCAGCUACUACCGCGUGGUGACAGCGAGAGAGCUGGACCGGGAGCAGCAGUCGGAGUACAACGUGACGGUGCGGGCGUCCGACGGCGGGUGGCCGGCGCUGCAGAGCAGCAGGGUGCUGACGCUGCGGGUGCUGGACGUGAACGACAACGCGCCGGUGUUCUCGCAGGAGCGCUACAGCGCGCGUCUGCGGGAGAACAACGCGGCGGGCGCGCUGGUGCUGGUGGUGCGGGCGACGGACGCCGACUGGGGUGGGAACGCGCGCGUGCGGUACCGGCUGGCGGAGGGGCGGGUGCGGGGCGCGCCGCUGAGUUCAUUGUGGAAUGUCGAGAGCGAGACCGGCGAGAUCAGAACUGUGAGACCCCUCGAUUUCGAGAAGAAGAGUAAAUACAGCUUUGAACUGGAGGCGACGGACGGAGGUGGGCUCACCGAUCACUGUGAAGUGAAGAUAGACAUCACGGACGAGAAUGACAACGCACCCGAGAUCACGAUUCUGUCGCUGUCGAGCCCGGUGCCCGAGGACGCGCCAGCCGGCACCGUGGUGGCCCUGCUGAAAAUUCGGGACAGAGACUCGGGCGAGAACGGUGAGGUGUCGUGCGAGCUGUCGGGAGAGGCGCCGUUGUCGAUCGUGGCGUCGUCGGGCGGCUCGUACAAGGUGGUGACGGCGAGCGCGCUGGACCGCGAGCAGGCGUCCGAGCACCGCGUGACGGUGGUGGCCCGGGACCGGGGCAGGCCGGCGCUGUGGAGCGAGGCGGAGCUGGUGCUGGAGGUGUCGGACGUGAACGACAACGCGCCGCGCUUCUCGCUGGCCGGCGCCGCCUUCCCGCCCGACUUCUGCGAGGGCACCUUGCCCUACUCCUACAACCUGUGCGUGGCCGCGCCGGCCCGCGCCGCCGCCGAGGCCGCUUGGCCGCCGCCGCCGCUGCCCAUCCUGCCCGCCGGGGAUCUUCUGGCCGGGGAGCCCUGCGACAAGCCGAGCCCGAGCAGCAGCGCCGUCCCGGGAGAGCCGCCCACAGACCCCGACGCACCACAGCUGCCCGUGGGCGAGGCAGGGCGGGCAUCUCUCGGCAGCGCUCGGUGCCUGCAGUGCCGGGAGGAGGCUGCGGGCGCCGCUGUUGACCGAGAGGAGCGAGAGGAAGCGGCGGGGAUCUGCCGGUGUUGUUGCGGUGCCGGCGGUGCGGCGGCGGUGAUGUGCUCGGCGCGGAGGCGCUGGGGCCGGCGGCAGCGAGUCCUGCUCUGGGGCGUCCUGCUGGCGGCCUGGGAGGCGGCGUGGGGGCAGCUGCACUACUCGGUGCCCGAGGAGAUGCCCAAGGGCUCGUUCGUGGGCGACGUGGCCAAGGACCUGGGGCUGCAGCUGCCGGAGCCCCCAGACCGUGGUGUCCGAGUUGUCUCUGAAGACAGGACGCAGUAUUUUGCUCUGCACGGGAAGACGGGACAUUUAGUGACGGCUGAGAGGAUCGACAGAGAGCAGCUGUGCCGGCUGGUGGAGAAAUGCGUGCUGCGCUGUGAGCUGAUAGUGGAGGGGGAAAUGAAGUUUUACGAAAUCGAAGUAGAAGUCACGGACAUCAAUGACAACGCGCCCAGCUUCCACGAACCAGAAAUAGAACUUAGAACUAGCGAGACGACGGCUCCGGGGUCGCGGUUUCCCCUGGCUGAGGCUCAUGACCCGGAUUCGGGACAGAAUUCCCUGCAGAGCUACGAGCUGAGCGGCGACGAGCACUUCUCGCUGGCCGUGCAGACGGGCCCCGGCGGGGAUCAGCGUCCCGAGCUGGUGCUGGCGAAGGCACUGGACCGGGAGGAGGCGGCGUUCCACGAGCUGGUGCUGAGGGCGAUGGACGGCGGCGAUCCGGCCCGGACGGGCACGGCUCGGAUCCGCGUGACGGUGGUGGACGCGAACGACAACGCGCCCGUGUUCAGCCAGGCGGAGUACACGGUGCGUGUGCCGGAGGACGUGCCCGUGGGCUCCGUCCUCGUCACCGUCACGGCCACGGACACUGAUGAGGGUCUGUACGGCUACGUGAAAUACUCGUUGAAAAAACUGUCGGACAUGGCAUCGGGUAUUUUCCAUCUGAACGCUGAGACUGGAGAGAUCACGCUAAUGAGAAGCCUGGACUUCGAGGAAGGCGACUACUAUGAACUUGAAGUGCAGGUGCAUGACGGUGGAGGCCUUUUCGACACAGCCAAAGUCACGAUCGCAGUUACAGAUGUCAAUGAUAACGCACCUGAGAUUUCGGUGCGGUCGGCACUAAAUGAGAUCUCAGAGGACUCCCCGACGGGGACUGUUGUUGCCCUGCUGCACGUGCAGGACCGAGACUCGGGUGCCAACGGAGAGGUGCGCUGCUCCCUUGACAGGGAUGUCCCUUUCCACCUGGAGAACUCGCAGGGCAGCUACUACCGCGUGGUGACAGCGAGAGAGCUGGACCGGGAGCAGCAGUCGGAGUACAACGUGACGGUGCGGGCGUCCGACGGCGGGUGGCCGGCGCUGCAGAGCAGCAGGGUGCUGGCGCUGCGGGUGCUGGACGUGAACGACAACGCGCCGGUGUUCUCGCAGGACUGCUGCGACACCCUCCCGGCCCGCCCGCCGCCCGACGAGCCCGCCCCGCUGCUCGGAGAGGAGGAACCUGCCGGUGACCGUCCCACCGACCCGGCCCCUCCCCCGGUGGAGUCCAAGAACUGA
Messenger RNA from Empidonax traillii (willow flycatcher), 9231 nucleotides. Its product is annotated as protocadherin-16-like. Gene Ontology annotation, cellular component: plasma membrane. Gene Ontology annotation, molecular function: DNA binding; calcium ion binding. Gene Ontology annotation, biological process: homophilic cell-cell adhesion. Lineage: Eukaryota; Metazoa; Chordata; Aves; Passeriformes; Tyrannidae. The record is from RefSeq and is a predicted model, not a curated record. The transcript is spliced from 15 exons.